UUGCGAAGAUGUGAUGAACAUUGUCGUUUUUCGUUAGAAGGCUGAUAGAAGUGUAGAUGCUAGAGUUUCUAUAUCAUCGAAAUGGGACGAGUACUUCAUCGCCAAUGUGGUAUCUUAAGGACAAGAUAGCGUUUCCAAAUCCAAAGGCGUUCGACCCAUACAGAUGUUUGACGGCGGACGCACAUGCUGUAAGCGAUGAUCGUCUUCGCAAUCGCUUCUACAUCCCCUUCUCCCGAGGUGCAAAUGUUAGUUUGGGAGCACGAUAAGAUAC
Paraphaeosphaeria sporulosa is the source of this 271-nucleotide messenger RNA. RefSeq lists its product as uncharacterized. Gene Ontology annotation, molecular function: iron ion binding; monooxygenase activity; heme binding. Lineage: Eukaryota; Fungi; Ascomycota; Dothideomycetes; Pleosporales; Didymosphaeriaceae. The coding region runs from base 105 to 266 and encodes 53 amino acids. The record is from RefSeq and is a predicted model, not a curated record. The transcript has a single exon.